Molecule: messenger RNA, 585 nt
Organism: Penicillium manginii
Lineage: Eukaryota; Fungi; Ascomycota; Eurotiomycetes; Eurotiales; Aspergillaceae
Exons: 4
Coding region: 1-585 (194 amino acids)
Source: RefSeq, a predicted model, not a curated record
AUGCUCGCCAGCCACCGGCUACCAACCUCCAGGGUCAUCCGACUCAAUCAUGCGCGGAAAUUCUCCUUACUUUCCACGCAUACUUCUUUCCCAGCAACGAUGUAUCGGUUCCAACUUCACCGGAACGCGACAUUAUACGACGCGAGCCAAGAGGAAACCCGCCAUCGGAAGGACGGCAUCAAGGUGUCAGAAGAUGGCCUAGUUCAUGCGAUGAUCUCGAAAUCAAGCCCCUACUCCAACGGGCCCAUCUUCAUGCCCAAUUCUCGUCUUAUGCAACAAAUUCUGCAAUUUGAUUUCUCACAUUAUCAAGAAGGUGUCGAUGACGGCAAACCUAUGCUUGAUCCUACUGUGAUCUGUAUCCAGAAAGGUACUAUUAUUCCACCCGCGCUGGUUUUAUGGAGAGAAGGCCUUUCGCGCUUUUCCUUACAGCCUUCAAAGCCCAUCGAAGUUGAAACUCUCAACAACGUUCUUACCGAGUUCUAUGAGAAGUCUGCAACAGUUGUUGGCGCAGAGGAGUGGAUCCAAAAGCAUCCAUAUCGGGAGAGCUUUGCAGACCAAAACGAGCAAGGAUGGAUGGAGGCAUAG